GUCCGGUACUUUUGGUGCUUCAUGCUGCAGGCUCCGGCGGCUCCGGGGCUGAGGGAGACUCUAGUGCUCCGUGUGCUGCCAGGAGCCGUGAGGACAGCGGGGCGAGCUGGGAAUCCGCCAGGAGGACAGAAGGGGGCAUCAGAUCCCCUGCAACAGCAUCUAUGGAUGAUUGCGUGCCACCAUGUUAGUGUUGGGAACCAAACGCAGGACUUCUGCAAGAGUAACAAGUGGUAGUUACUGCUGAGUCAUCUCUCCAGUCCUAACCUUGACACAUUUUCAAAACUUUCUGUGUGUGUUUGCACAAGUACAUGCUGAAAGCCAGUGUUUUAGAGUGGAGGUUUGCUGAAUGAUCUGCCUUUGGAGUUUGGGAGGUGACUCAGAAGGUGUGCUGAUCAGAUUUGGUCAGCUUAACACAAGCUAGAUUUAGACUGGCCUGUUGCCAAAUCUAUAGGGAAUAAACAUCUGCUCUUUCCAGGCUGUGUUUCCUGGCAGCAUUUCCCUUGCCCAGCCCAGGGGUAGUGUUUUUACUUUUUAUUUUUUUUUUAAGAGAAGGGUGGGCUUUAGAGAUCACUGGUUGAAAAGAGAUGCAAACUAUGAAAGAGAAAGUAGUGGAACUUCUCUUUUCCUUUUGGUUCAGCCCAGGAGAAGUUUUCUCCUUCCCUGGAACUACUUAGAGCAGGCACAAAAAUGGUGGGAAUGCUCACCCGGGGGGAACUAUUUUCCCCACCCUGUGUGCAUUUUUCUUAGAUGGCUGUGAGGUUCAGUUCAGGUCUAGCCUAGAGGCCUGGCACCUUCUCCCUCUUCACAGGGACCAACACUGAAUGUGAGCAGGAGUCAAGCAACACUACAAGGAAGUGCUUGUGCUCCUAGACUGGGUCAAGUGGAGGGUAGUUUUUUUUUCAUCUUUGGGUGACUUGGUAGAGUCAGGAGGGGAGCACAGGACCUGCGUGGAGGAGGGUUUCACAGCAGAGAAAGCCACUGAUCAAUAUAGGGAAACAAAACUGAUAGGUACACAUAGGAAGACAUGUAAAUACACAUACACAGAGAGACAGACAUACAAUAAAAACAACCAGGAUAGCCAUCACAUAUAUAUUCAUACACCUGAAGAGACAGUGACAUAUACAUGGUUCCCAGACAGUGGAUCAUCUGACCUCUGCUGUGUCCAAACAGAAGACACCUCAACAAGACUUAACUUCUGAAAGUGACAUAACAGUCUCACCAUUUCAAUUAUGAACAUCUAUGGGAUACUUUAGGGCGAGGUGACCUAUGAGGAUGUGCAUGUGAACUUCACUCAUGAAGAAUGGGCUUUGCUGGAUCCUUCCCAGAAGAAUCUCUAUAAAGAUGUGAUGUUGGAAACCUGCUGGAGCCUCACUUCCAUAGGCUACAAAUGGGGAGGCCACAAUAUUGAAGAACAUUGCCAGAGGUCCAGAAGAAAUGGAAGGACAUGGUGACCUAUGAGGAUGUGCAUGUGAACUUCACUCAUGAAGAGUGGGCUUUGCUGGAUCCUUCCCAGAAGAAUCUCUACAAAGAUGUGAUGCUGGAAAUUUCCUGGAGCCUCACUUCCAUAGGGUACAAAUGGGAAGACCACAAUAUUGAAGACUAUUCCCAACAUUCUAGAAGACAUGGAAGAAAAAAUGAGCGGUUUGUAGUAGUCCCCAACAUGAGAAGACAUGAUGACUGUGGCACAAAUUUACAGUUAAGUGGUUUUCCAACUUCAGUGGGAACACAUCAACAAACUCUUGAUGGAGAAAAGCCUUAUGAGUACAGGGAAUAUGGAAAUUUGACUGUUCUGGUUCACUUUGCACACGUAGUGUGUCUCACAGUAUAAGAAAAUGUUACACAUGGAAUCUGUGUGGUAAAACUUUGAGUUCUCUUCAAAGACGUGAAAAAACUCAUAUUGGAAGAGAAAGUAACAAGUGUGAGCCAUCUACUAAAGGGUUUAGCACUCAUAGGUAUCCUCAAACACACAACACAACCAGUAAUGAAGAGGAUCUUGAUGAAUGCAAUCAAUGAGAUAAAGCCUUUGUAUGUUCCAGUGAUCUUCAAAUACAAAAAAGAAGUAAUUCUGGAGAGGAAUCCUAUGGAUGUAAUCAAUGUGGUAAAGCCUUUGCCUAUAAAAGCCUUCUUCAAAUACAUAAAAGAAUUCAUACUGGAGAGAAAUUCUGUGGCUGUAAUUACUGUGGUAAAACCUUUGCAUAUAAAAGUAAUCUUCAAUUACAUGAAAGAAUUAAUACUGGAGAGAAACCCUAUGGAUGUAAUCACUGUGGUAAAGCCUUUGUAUGCAAAAGUGAUCUUCAAAGACAUGCAAGAAUUCAUACUGGAGAGAAACCUUAUGAAUGUAAUCAAUGUGGUAAAGCCUUUGCACAGAACAGUUAUCUUCAAAAACAUGAAAGAAGUCACAGUGGAGAGAAACCUUAUGAAUGUAGUCAAUGUGGUAAAGCCUUUGCACAUAACAGUCAUCUUCACAGGCAUGAAAGAAUUCAUACUGGAGAGAAACCCUAUGAAUGUAGUCAAUGUUGUAAAGCUUUUGCAUGUAACAGUAAUCUUCACAGGCAUGAAAGAAGUCAUACUGGAGAGAAACCCUAUGAAUGUAAUCAAUGUGGUAAAGUCUUUGCAUACAAAUGUCAUUUUCAGAGGCAUGAAAGAAGUCAUACUGGAUAGACACCCUGUGGAUAUAAUCAAUGUAGUAGAGACAUUUCAUGUAACAAUCACCUUCAAAUAAAUGAAAGAACUCAAACUGUAGAAAAACCCUAUGAACGUAGUCAAUGAAUAUAAAAUUAUAUUCACUGUCAUAAAGGAAUGACUAGAGAAAAAGCCCUAUGAAAGUAAUGAGUGUGGUAAAGUCUUUAUAUGUUGCAGUAAUCAUCAAAAACAUGAAAAAAUUCAUACUGAUGAAUAUUCCCAUGAACCUAAUAAAUGAGCUUUGCAGUCCACAUACAUUUUUACCCCUGAGCUAUCUCAUCAUUUCGUGAGUAGUAUUAGUAGAUCUAUUGUUAAAAUAUUGUCUCCUUUUCAAGUUGUAAAGAUAUUGUAUUCCAAGAAUAUAGAAACACAUGAUCAUUUUAAUAGUAAAAUGUAUUUUCAAAUGAAA
Cricetulus griseus (Chinese hamster) is the source of this 3091-nucleotide messenger RNA. The record is from RefSeq and is a predicted model, not a curated record. Lineage: Eukaryota; Metazoa; Chordata; Mammalia; Rodentia; Cricetidae.